Panonychus citri (citrus red mite) is the source of this 951-nucleotide messenger RNA. RefSeq names its product ribosomal RNA-processing protein 8-like. The transcript has a single exon. NCBI's taxonomy places the organism in Eukaryota, Metazoa, Arthropoda, Arachnida, Trombidiformes, Tetranychidae. Gene Ontology annotation, cellular component: nucleolus. The coding region runs from base 110 to 841 and encodes 243 amino acids. Gene Ontology annotation, molecular function: methyltransferase activity. The record is from RefSeq and is a predicted model, not a curated record.
UUUUCACAUGUAAAUAAUUUUGAACAACAGUUUUGUUUACAUUUGUGUUAUCUGUUUGUUGGUUUUGUUAUUAAUUAAAUUGUGAUUAGUUUUCGGUUAUAUAAUUAUUAUGUUUAAAAAGAAGGAGAAAGUUACACGUAGUAAAUUGUUAGCUGAAAGAUGUAAAAAACAAAUGGAAUAUUCAAGAUUCCGAAAAAUGAAUGAAUUCAUUUACUCAAAACCGAGUGACAAAGGUUUUGAUUUCAUGAAUGAUGUUACAAAAUUCAAGCAAUACCAUGAGGCCUACGAUGAGAUUGCCUGUAAGUGGCCUGUUAAACCGGUUGAUCAUAUAAUCCAAAAGAUUGAAUCAUUUGCUGGUCCAGAUUGGGAUAAAAAAUGGAUCAUUGCUGAUCUUGGCUGUGGACAAUAUCCAACAAUUAAGGUGAAACUUAACAAAAAGGCUAAAGUUCAUUCCUUUGAUAUAAUUUCUCACCAUAAAGAUAUUAUCGCUGCUAAUAUGGUCAACGUACCUUUAGAUAAUUCAUCCGUUGACAUUGCUGUUUACAGUUUAUCAUUAAUGGCAACCAAUAUAAAAGAUUUGAUGGUAGAAGCGAAUAGAUUGUUAAAAAAACAUGGAAUGCUGAUGAUUGCUGAGGUUUCAUCGAGAUUUGAAGAUUUGAAGAUUGAAAAAUUUGAAGGGAAACUGAAAUCUUUUGGAUUCCAGAUAAUUGAACGUGAAUAUUUACCACCAAAUAAUUUUUUCGUUUUCAUCAAUGCAGUGAAAAAGAAAAAUUUACUCAAACAAGAAAUCUCCAAUUUACCUGAUAUCACAUUGAAACCCUGUUUAUAUAAACCAAGAUAGAAUGUAAACAAUCUGAAAUUCAUAAAUUUUGUAUAAAAAAGAAAAAGAAAUCAAUUAAAUUAAAUGUAUUGAGAAAACAAAAAUUAAACGGUCGAAUUUUAUUCUUUUAA